ACAAGUCAGAGAGAGAGAGAGAGAGUAGAGACGGGCCGAGUAAAUCGGAAAGAUGACGGCGCCGAUGAUCCUGACCGGAGGCGGAUCGGCGGCGGAGAGAGACGCUCGGAUGGCACACACUGCCAUGGCGUUUGUUCAGCUCUUUAAUGGCGGAUACCAUGUGAUUACAAAAGUAGCUCUCAACGUUGGAGUCAACCAGCUUGUCUUCUGUGUAUGCCGUGAUCUUCUUGCUCUCUCUAUUCUCGCUCCUCUUGCUUACUUCCGCGAAAGAAGGAUCAGAACUCCAUUGAAUAAAAGCCUUCUCUUGUCAUUUUUCUUUCUGGGCUUAGCAGGGGUAUUUGGCAACCAAUUGUUAUUUCUUAUCGGUCUUACAUACACAAAUCCAACUUAUGCUGCUGCCAUUCAACCAUCCAUCCCGGUCUUUACCUUUCUCUUGGCUGUAAUGAUGGGUACAGAAAGAGUGAAUUUGUUGAGAAUCGAAGGUCAAACUAAGGUUGGAGGCACACUUGUGUGUGUUAUGGGUGCUGUCUUUAUGGUUCUAUUUCGAGGUCCGGCCUUGUUAGGAGAUAAAGAUGCAGACUUUGCGAUGAACAAUGAAAUCAGUGCUAAAGGUCAACCUGAGCCUACUGGGUGGUUGGUCUCUGGUUUUCUCGAUCUUGGAUUUGAGACAUGGCACAUUGGAGUUUUAUGCUUGAUUGGAAACUGCAUGUGUAUGGCUACUUUUCUUGCCAUUCAGGCGCCACUUUUGAAGAAGUAUCCGGCAAAUCUUUCUGUUGCUGCAUUAUCAUACUUCUUUGGUACAGUACUAAUGUGCACAACAGCUUUCUUUAUGGUAAAGGAGCCAUUGGAUUGGAGGCUUACACAAUCUGAGGUUCUUGCAGUUAUAUAUGCAGGAGUUAUCGCGUCAGCACUAAACUAUGGACUCUUGACUUGGUCCAAUAAGAUCAUUGGUCCUGCCUUGGUUGCUCUCUACAAUCCUCUUCAGCCCGCUGCAUCAGCUUUCCUAUCGAGAAUCUUUCUCGGUAGCCCUAUUUAUCUCGGAAGCGUUGUGGGUGGAUUCUUCAUCAUUCUAGGACUCUAUAUGGUCACUUGGGCAUCGUUUAGAGAGCGAAAAACAGCGGUUUCUGGGAUUGGGAUUGCGUCUCAUGGUCUUAAAACCUCAGAGCCUCUGAUAUUUAAUGGGACAAAGAAUGAAGAAUCUGAAGAGAUUGUUGUGCUUCUUCUGCAUUUGAUGCUAAAGACAACGGAGAAGGCAAGAGACAUGGUUUUUGGUAGGAUUACUGAACUUUUUACUGCUGCAUCGAGUCGAUUUUCAGCGGGUUCGCAAUCAUCUGUUCCGUAUAUGCCUACUGGAUCAUCAUCGGAUGUAGGAACUUCAGCGGCGGAUUCCAACAGUAUUGGGAAUGGUGGACGAAAGAAUAGUUUGAAACAUUCAGCGUCUCUCCAAGAUUUUUCUUCAUAUCAUGGGUUUGAUCCUGAAGAAUCCAUUCUUGCUCAGGAAGCUGAUUUAAGCGCUAAACGGCAAACUAUAUCAUGGGGACUAAAUGGAUCAAGUUUUUCCAAGGAAAAGGGGAGUGUCCCGAAUGGGACCAAUCCAUCUACACGCCGUAAAUGGAUCCGCGCGGUUAUGAUUGUUUUGUGCCUGUUUUUGUUUGCUUUUCUGGUGUUUAUAGUCUCCAUGUAUAUUUAUACAAACUGGUCACGGGGAGCGUCAAGAUAUUAUGUUGUGUUUGACUGUGGAAGUACUGGGACUCGUGCAUAUGUUUAUCAGGCUUCUAUAAACUACAAGAAAGAAAGUAGUCUCCCCAUUGUUAUGAAAUCUUUGACAGAAGGUAUUUCUAGAAAGAGUAAGGGUCGUGCUUAUGAUAGGAUGGAGACAGAACCUGGGUUUGAUAAGCUUGUCAACAACAGAACAGGCCUGAAAACUGCGAUAAAACCCCUCAUUCAGUGGGCAGAAAAGCAAAUCCCGAAGCAUGCUCAUAGAACCACGUCUCUCUUUGUUUAUGCAACAGCGGGUGUCCGGAGGCUUCGUCCUUCUGAUUCAAGCUGGAUUUUAGGUAAUGUGUGGUCUAUACUAGCGAAGUCGCCCUUCACUUGCCGGAGGGAGUGGGUUAAGAUCAUCAGUGGUACAGAGGAAGCUUAUUUUGGAUGGACCGCCCUUAACUACCAAACAAGCAUGUUAGGAGCCCUACCAAAGAAGGCAACAUUUGGUGCACUUGACUUAGGUGGCUCAUCAUUGCAGGUAACCUUUGAGAAUGAGGAGCGGACGCAUAAUGAGACCAACCUAAAUCUCAGAAUUGGGUCUGUUAACCAUCAUCUUAGUGCAUAUUCUCUUGCCGGAUAUGGUCUUAAUGAUGCGUUUGAAAGGUCUGUUGUUCAUCUUUUAAAGAGGCUACCAAAUGUCACUAAAUCUGAUUUGAUUGAAGGAAAAUUGGAAAUGAAACAUCCUUGCUUAAAUUCGGGAUACAAUGGACAGUACAUAUGUUCUCAAUGUGCUUCCAGUAUCCAUGGAGGUAAAAAAGGGAAGCCAGGAGUUCCUAUCAAGCUCGUUGGUGCUCCAAACUGGGGAGAGUGCAGCGCACUGGCAAAAAAUGCUGUAAAUAGCUCUGAAUGGUCAAACACAAAACAUGGAGUUGAUUGUGAUUUGCAGCCUUGUGCUCUUCCUGAUGGUUACCCUCGUCCUCAUGGUCAGUUCUAUGCUGUAUCCGGAUUCUUCGUGGUGUACCGUUUUUUUAACUUAAGUGCUGAAGCUUCCCUUGAUGAUGUCUUGGAAAAGGGCAGGGAAUUUUGUGAAAAGGCUUGGCAAGUAGCCAGAACCAGUGUUUCUCCACAACCCUUCAUUGAACAGUACUGCUUUAGAGCGCCAUACAUAGUCUCCCUGUUACGAGAAGGUUUAUAUAUUACAGAUAAGCAAAUCAUAAUUGGGUCUGGGAGUAUAACUUGGACACUUGGAGUAGCUCUUUUGGAAGCAGGGAAGGCUUUAUCUUCUACAUUGGGACUAAAGAGCUAUGAGACUCUGAGCAUGAAAAUAAACCCAAUUGCCCUUAUAUCUAUCUUGCUCUUCUCAUUGCUUCUGCUUCUCUGUGCACUAUCACGCGUCAGCAAUUGUUUGCCAAGAUUCUUUAGAAAGUCCUAUCUCCCACUUUUUAGACACAAUAGCGCCUCAGCUUCGUCUGUUCUUAACAUCCCGUCUCCCUUCAGAUUCCAGCGAUGGAGUCCUAUGAGUACAGGGGUAAAGACACCAUUGAGUCCAACAGUUCGGGGAUCACCGCGUAGGCCAUUUAGUUUUGGAAGCAGCAUACAGCUCAUGGAAUCUUCUUCAUUGUACUCAUCGAGCAGCUGCGUUAUGCAUAGUUGUUCUUCUGAUAGCUUAGGGGAUAUGCAAUAUGACAGCACUAGUUCCUUCUGGUCCUCCCCUCGCAGGAGUCAAAUGCGUCUCCAAAGCCGGAGAUCGCAAUCUCGAGAAGAUCUUAGUUCGUCACUCGCUGAUUCACACAUGCUCAAGAUGUAGGAGAAGAAUUUUUUGGUUUGGUCAAGUUGUACAGAUUGCUUCUUGUUUUUAGUCGCAUCGUUAAACUUUUUUUUUGCCUAACUGGUCUAGCGAAAAUAGAUCUAGAGGUUAGGUAAUUGGUUCUUAAGACUCGAUUACCUAGUAAAACAUUUGGUCUGAUCGAUUCAAAUUAUGUGACGAAACAAGUCUGUCUCAAUAGUUUUCAUUGCCAUAAAUGUCAAAUAUUGUU
Molecule: messenger RNA, 3740 nt
Organism: Arabidopsis arenosa
Lineage: Eukaryota; Viridiplantae; Streptophyta; Magnoliopsida; Brassicales; Brassicaceae
Source: the annotation of a GenBank genome assembly